CACCAUCCCAGCUUUCUUGUACAUCGCCGGCUAGGACUGGCUAUUGACAUUUAUUUUACCACCACUUCUUACUGCUCUGUUCCUUUAUUCAUAAUACUGUCAUUGAUCAUUGACCCGGACCCGUACUGCUUACUGUCUGGGAGCGACCCACGAAUCCGCCUACCCACGUUCAUAUCUACAUCCAGUCUGCUCGAAGCCAGUCAUUCGUGUGCGGAAUCCAUGCUGCAGUAUGCGCAACCUCUGUGAGAGCCAGCAAGCCCCUCUCUGAAGAAUCACACUUGGUUGCGCAACGCCGUGCUGGUACAGCGUCAUACAACAUUAACAACCAACCUCGCCUACACGCCCGUGCAACCACGUCAGCCUCGUGUGCUUACUUACAUGGUACCAUACGCUGUCAGCGUCAACAGCUUUCAGAUCGUUACUCCUACACAAGCGUGGACUACCACUACUUCAAUAAUUGAUGAGCUCUAGUGUCUCGACAUGGCUCAGACAGACGGUCAAUCGCGUGACGAUGCAGCGUUUGCUGAAGCUUCGCGUUGUGAUACAGUAGUUACCGAAACUGCCGAAAUCCGGAGGAUUCUGGUAGAGACAGAGACUCCUGCCUCUGCGCCGUCAUCGAGCCCUACUCCGCGCAACCCUGCGAACAAACUAUGGACCAAAACGUCUCAGCGCAAGGCCUACAUCCAACACCUGACAAACUGGGCGUCCAAUCAUGAUUCGUCCACCUACUUCCACGGUAGCAUCAGUCUACACCCGCAAGGCACCUUUCCUCGGGAAGUAGUUCAACUGGGCAAGUCAGUCAAUUGCCUCUUAACUGAUGUAUCUUCUGGAGAUACGCCUAAAAAUAUUGUCAUUCGCCUCUUCCAGUCGCAGCGACAUGACGGCAGUGCUCAACAGCGGAAAGGGCGCGGAAGGAAGGAUCCCGAUGAACCAUCUGAUACCGCAAGCUGGAACUCGACAAGCGUGUCUUGUAAGGGGAAUCAUCGCGCGAGGUUGCCAACUCGAAAUGGCCAUUCCAUUGCGCCUUAUCAGCUGGUUAUUCGUAGCGGGUCAAGCUGGGUACCAGCUCGCCAGUACCUUAACAACCACUACUUUGCACAUCAUGCCAAACCAGAGAAGGAAGUGGCUUCCCACCAACCUGCAAGUACAAGCUCAAAUACUAACGCUCAGCGACCUGCUUGGGUCAAUUUGACCGCCAAUAAUGUCAACUGGGCAAUUAACACUCCACCUGCGUCGGCAGUCUUGACGACCAACACCCAACCGCCUGCAUGGGCCAGUCUGACCGCCAAUAAUCUCAGCUUCAGCAAUCUCAACUUCAACAACACUAAUCGCAUUGCAGAAGUCACUCGGUCCGAGCAACCUGAUCAAGAGGCCUCACGCCCAGCCCAUUCGAGGCAUGCUGGACCCUUAUCUUCCGCAAAGGACACCGUCAAGAUUAGCCCGUUGUUCCAUCCUUUCCUCAGACUGCCACAAGAGCUUCAAGAUGAAAUCCUCUACCAGGCAGUUGGCUAUACGCGCGUCAUCAGUCUUACUCACUCAGUCCAUGUUAUGCAUGCUUCAUCGUCGUCAGAAUCGCCAAUCACAAUAUCGAAGCUUUUCCGACUAUCGAAGAUGAUCAGCGAGCAUAUGACCACCCACAUCUUCCGCAGUACGAACUUUCACUUCGGCAUAACAGGCUUCACGAGAUUCCUAUGGCAACUUGGGCCCGUCAAUCGCUCCAACCUACAGCAUCUUACGUUUCACUUUGGCAAGGCCUCUCUGUUGCAUUGCAUACGCUGGCUAGCGCCAGACCCGAUCUGGGAGCUUUUCGAACCUCCAGUUGUGACCAGCCCCUCAACCUUAACAUUGUUUUGGCGAUGUCAGCUCCAGGACUUGAUGAAGGAGGUGAGCCUUUCGACGCUUACGAUCGAUAUCAGAGACGUACCGGUCGGGGAUGUGCCUAUGCUCGUCAGGAUCCUUAAAACCGCGAUUGGCAGGGUCGAGCGCAUGCGUGUCAUCGGCAACCAUGUCCGCACUGGUGUCCUUAUUGAGGAGUAUGCUCAAGAUCUACACACAUGGUUAGGAGGCAUGCAAGAGCCGACAUGGAGGGAGCUGAGUCUGCGGUAUCACACCGAGUACAAUCAUCAGAGGUGGCACAUGAGACAUAUUUGGGCACUUCACGGUUUAGACAUCCGCCCACUGUUGGAUGCGUGGAUGGAUAAGGACAAGGCCUUCUUCGACUCCUAGGAGAGCAAGGAAGAGGUAUGGAUGAGAGUGUUUGGAGUAGAGCUACGAUCCUCGGUACCCAGCGUGGAAGAGCGCCGACGAUUGGCAAAGGAGCAUUGACGACGGACUGGCAGGCUUGACUACCAUGGUGGAAUCUUACAUAUUCCACUUGCGACCAACACGGCAGCUUCGCUGUUCCUAGGAUGGAGAUCAGUUCGCCGUCCAUGAUUUGAUGAACGGUUCAUGAAUGAUGAAUUCUUUAGGUAGCAUACCUUGUAAUCGUAUAACGGGAUUCACGCGCAC
Macroventuria anomochaeta is the source of this 2508-nucleotide messenger RNA. RefSeq lists its product as uncharacterized. NCBI's taxonomy places the organism in Eukaryota, Fungi, Ascomycota, Dothideomycetes, Pleosporales, Didymellaceae. The record is from RefSeq and is a predicted model, not a curated record. Bases 481 to 2226 code for a protein of 581 amino acids. The transcript has a single exon.